AUGCCCUCCUCUGGCAAACAACAAACCCUCCACCCGACCGUGGUGGACUUCGCGGCCGGCGUGCUCGGCGGCUGCGCCGGCAUCGUCGUUGGCCAGCCCUUGGACACGAUCAAGGUCCGCAUGCAGGCCCUCGGCACGCUGACACCCCCGCUGGCCGCCCUGCCCGGGGCAGCCGCCAGCGCCACCGGCGCGGUCCGGCCCAGCAUGUCGACCGCCGGCCUGGGCGGCGUGUCGCUCGGGCCGGCGGCCGGGACCCGGCCCACCGCCCUGGCCGUGGCCACGGCGGCCAUCCGCCACGAGGGCCCGCUGUCGCUCUUCCGCGGCCUGACCCCACCGCUGAUCGCUGUCGCCGGGCAGAAUGCCAUCCUCUUUGCGGUGUAUGGCUCGUCGCAGCGCAUGGCCGGCGACCUGCUGGCCGCCGCCGGGCUCGGCGCGCGCGAUCCCAACAGCCUCAUGGUGUCCUCGCUGGCCGGUGCUGUUGCCGGCCUGGCCGCAUCGGUGGUCACCUCGCCGGCGGAGCUGGUCAAGUGCCGGCUCCAGGUGUGGUCCAAUGCCGCGGCCGUCGGGGCCCCAGUCGCCGCCGCCGCCGCCGCCGCCGCCGCCGCCGCCGCCGGCCCCACCCCGGCCAACACCCCGACCAUGCUGUCGGUUGCCCGGCAGGCUAUGUCCGCGGCGCCUGGGCUGCGUGGCUUCCUGGGUGUCUAUCAGGGCUGGCAGGCCACGGCCCUGCGCGAUUCUCCCGGCUACGCCAUCUACUUCGGCGCCUAUGAGCUGACCAUUUCCCAUCUGUCAACCGCAUGGGGCCGGCCCCGGGCUGAUCCCGCAGUUGUGCUGCUGGCUGGUGGGCUGGCUGGUGUGGCCUCUUGGCUGCCGAUCUACCCGUUUGAUGUGCUGAAGUCCCGCAUGCAGACUGCCGAGGCCCUGGCCAGUGACGUGCCGCGCCGCGCGUCCCUCUCCAUGAGCUCCAUCAUCCGUCAGGGUGUCGCCCAGGAGGGUGGCUACCGGUGGCUCUUCCGCGGCAUUGGCCCGACCCUUGCGCGGGCCUUCCCCGUGAAUGCGGUUACCUUCUUCGUUUAUGAGUGGUCAGCCUCCCUGCUCUCUAGUUUCUGAUGGCGCCUACAUCGCCCCCCCCCCCCCC
Messenger RNA from Fonticula alba, 1138 nucleotides. RefSeq lists its product as hypothetical. Gene Ontology annotation, molecular function: transmembrane transporter activity. NCBI's taxonomy places the organism in Eukaryota, Rotosphaerida, Fonticulaceae. The record is from RefSeq and is a predicted model, not a curated record. The coding region runs from base 1 to 1110 and encodes 369 amino acids. The transcript is spliced from 3 exons. Gene Ontology annotation, biological process: transport.